AUUAAAGACUUGCACACUUUUUAAUCUCAUUUUCCAUUCCCUCUUUUGAAAUCCAUGUGCCAAACACCCCCCAAGUCUUCGAAGACUCUGUCUUUCUCAUACUCAAAACACACAUUUCAGCUUCUCUCUCCUGGGAAAUUACGUGAACACUUUCUAUAACUUUUCUUCUUCUCUUCCUCUCUCAAACGACCCAUUCAAAUUCUCCAUUGUUUCAUGAAUUCAAUACAUUUUGGAGUUCAAUUUUUAUCAGAUUCAUCCAUUGAAGUAUAAGUAUAGGAGAAAUUCAAAGCUUAGCUUGUACAUCUGAAAUGAACAAUUUUAAGCUGGGGGUAGAAGUUACAGCAGCACAUGACCUAGUGGCUAAAGAUGGUGAAGGCUCAUCGAGUGCCUAUGUUGAGCUGAAAUUUGAUGAUCAGAGAUUUCGUACUAGUACCAAAGAAAAAGACCUGAACCCCGUUUGGAACGAAACAUUUUAUUUCAACAUUUCUGAUCCAAACAAUCUUUUCAAUCUUACACUUGAAGCCUUGGUUUAUAGUUACAAUAAAUUAAACCAUUCCAAAGACUUCCUUGGUAAAGUCUGCAUAAGUGGAUCAUCGUUUGUCCCUUAUUCGGAUGCUGCUGAGUUUUACUUUCCCUUGGAGAAACGACAUAUUUUCUCACGUGUGAAAGGAGAACUUGGGUUAAAAGUGUUUAUUACUGAUGAUCCUUCCAUUCGACUAUCCAUGCCACCUCCUGUAGUGGAAUCAGAUUUGCUGUUUUCUGAAGACCGAGAAGCUGAAAAUGAGAUCCCAAGAUCAGUUUCUAAGGAAACAAAGUCGGGUUCCAGGCACACCUUCUGGCAUCUUCCGAAGCAGGACAGCACUCCAAGUCAGCCUCAGCCUCAAGUGACUCAAUCCGCUUCAGCUGCUAUAUCUGAAACACAGCCUCCAAAAGUUGUGCAAUUUAGUCCAGGGAUUCCAGCACAGGCAUUUGAUUACAAGCUCAAAGAGACAAGCCCUUAUCUUGGUGGUGGAAGAGUUGUUGGAGGACGAGUGAUCCGUCCUUAUAACAAACCAGUUAGCACCUAUGAUCUUGUUGAACAGAUGUCUUUCCUGUUUGUUCGUGUGGUAAAAGCUCGUGAUCUUCCUACCAUGGAUGUUACAGGAAGUCUUGAUCCAUUCGUUGAGGUUAAAAUUGGGAAUUACAAAGGGGUAACUAAGCAUUUUGAGAAAAAGAAGGAUCCCGAAUGGAAUGAAGUGUUUGCCUUCUCCAGCGACCGUCUGCAGACGUCUACUCUUGAAGUUGUGGUGAAAGACAAAGAUUUGGUGAAGGAUGAUUUUGUUGGAAUCAUCCGAUUUGAACUUCAUGAGGUACCCAGAAGGGAACCCCCUGAUAGUCCAUUGGCCCCUCAAUGGUAUCGUCUUGAGGACAAGAAAGCGGAGAAGAUUUUAAAUGGGGAACUAAUGCUAGCUGUUUGGUUUGGUACACAAGCAGAUGAGGCUUUUCCUGAUGCUUGGCAUUCUGAUGCAAUGGCUCCUCCUGAUAUGUCAGCUUCAGCUUAUAAUCAUAUCCGUUCAAAAGUCUAUCAUUCCCCGAGAUUAUGGUAUCUUAGAGUCAAUAUAAUCGAGGCUCAAGAUUUGAUUACAACAGAUAAAGGUCGUUUUCCUGAUUGUUAUGUCAAGGCACAGCUUGGAGCCCAAAUUUUAAAGACAAAGAAUGUUCAAACCAGGAUGGGAAAUCCCUUCUGGAAUGAGGACUUGAUGUUUGUUGCUGCUGAACCUUUUGAUGAGUCUUUGAUCCUCACUGUUGAAGAUCGGGUGGGUCCCGGCAAAGAAGAAACAAUUAGCAAGCUGAUUAUCCCUUUAACUAAUAAUAAUGCUGUAAGAAAACGCCCUGAUGACAAGAUUUUUCCCGGUCAAUGGUUCAACCUUCAGAAACCGAGCACUUCUGAUGUUGAGGGGGAGAAAAAAGUCAAGUUUGCUAGUAAGUUACAUGCCCGUAUAAGCCUUGAUGGCGGGUACCAUGUCUUGAAUGAAUCUACUUACUACAGUAGUGAUCUAAGACCAAGUCUGAAGCAACUAUGGAAAUCUACAAUUGGUGUUCUUGAAUUAGGAAUACUGAAUGCAGAGGGACUUCACCCAAUGAAAACCAGAGAUGGAAGAGGAACAGCAGAUACUUUUUGUGUGGCAAAGUACUGCCAGAAAUGGGUACGCACUAGAACCAUAAUUGAUAGUUUAAGCCCAAAGUAUAACGAACAAUACACAUGGGAAGUAUAUGAUCCUGCAACUGUUCUUACAAUAGGUGUCUUUGACAAUGGACAGCUCCUCGGCAACAAAGAUAGUAUAAUCGGAAAGGUGAGAAUUCGAAUCUCUACACUUGAAGCAGGGCGUGUGUACACUCACUCGUACCCCUUGCUAGUCCUCCAACCAUCUGGUGUAAAGAAGAUGGGAGAGUUGCAUUUGGCUAUUCGGUUUUCUUGUACAAACAUGACUAACAUGAUGUUUAUGUACACAAAGCCACUUCUCCCCAAAAUGCACUACUCUAGACCAUUGUCUUUGAUGCAGACUAAUCUGUUAAGACAUCAUGCAAUAAAUGUGUUAGCAUCUAGGCUCAGUAGAGCUGAACCCCCUUUGAAGAAGGAAGUGGUGGAGUAUAUGUGUGAUGUGGAUGCGCAUUUUUGGAGUAUGAGAAGAAGCAAGGCUAACUUCUAUCGCAUAGUCUCCCUACUCCAAGGCUUGCUUGCAAUUGGAAAAUGGUUCUUGGACGUGUGUGUUUGGAAAAACUCAAUUACAACAGUGCUAGUUCACUUGCUGUUUAUUAUGCUGGUUUGUUUUCCUGAGCUAAUUCUUCCAACAGUGUUCCUUUACAUGUUUCUGAUCGGGUGUUGGAAUUACCGGUAUAGACCAAAAAACCCUCCUCACAUGGACACUAAGAUCUCUUAUGCUGACACAAUAUCCCCAGAUGAGCUUGAUGAAGAGUUUGACACCUUUCCUACUACAAAAGGUUCAGAAGUGGUGCGGAGAAGGUAUGAUCGACUUAGGAGCAUAAGUUCCAAAGUGCAGUCCGUGUUGGGUGAUGUAGCCGCGCAGGGAGAGAGGGCUCAAGCUCUGUUGAGUUGGCGGGACCCACGAGCCUCGUUGAUAUUCUUGACAUUCUGUCUUAUGGCUGCUUUUGUUCUGUAUGCUACACCAUUCAAAGUUAUGGCCCUUCUAAGUGGAUUUUAUGUUAUGAGGCAUCCUAGGUUCCGAAACAAGUAUCCUGCUGCACCUAUGAAUUUCUUUAGAAGAUUGCCCGCAAAGACGGAUUACAUGCUGUAAAUAAUUUUGUUGGGAACUCUUUGGUGAUUGGUUUUGUGAUUGUAGGGCGACUACUCUCUAUUUUGGACCUUAAUUAUGGAUGAUUUCUUUCUGGGA
Molecule: messenger RNA, 3392 nt
Organism: Amaranthus tricolor (Joseph's coat)
Lineage: Eukaryota; Viridiplantae; Streptophyta; Magnoliopsida; Caryophyllales; Amaranthaceae
Product: multiple C2 domain and transmembrane region protein 5-like
Exons: 2
Coding region: 309-3296 (995 amino acids)
Source: RefSeq, a predicted model, not a curated record